Prunus persica (peach) is the source of this 2208-nucleotide messenger RNA. RefSeq names its product cyclic nucleotide-gated ion channel 1. Bases 142 to 2067 code for a protein of 641 amino acids. The record is from RefSeq and is a predicted model, not a curated record. NCBI's taxonomy places the organism in Eukaryota, Viridiplantae, Streptophyta, Magnoliopsida, Rosales, Rosaceae. The transcript has 7 exons.
CAGGUGUAAGUAGUGGUAAUCUGGAAUGUACUUUUUUAAAACUGUCUCUCCAUCUUAUAUGAAUCAUCUCUUGAGUCUCAGGUUAGAACUUGCUGCUGCUCAUUGUUCAUAGGACAUCCAAUCAAUUAAUAAGCUUGAGUUAUGGCGGACUCCAAUCAUUGUAACUCAACAGCCAUAAGUAUUGAAGAUCGGAAUGUAGAGGGGGAAUCUGGUAAUGAAGGUGGAGCAGCCAAAAAGGGAAGAUCAAAAUGGGCAACAAUAGAGUCAGCAAUAUUAUUCCUUCCAAAGUGGGCAACAAUAGAGUCAGCAAUAUUAUUCCUUCCAAAGUGGGAGACAGUAUUUGCGGUAUCAUGUACACUUGCUGUCUUCCUUGAUCCUGUGUACCCUUACAUUCCUGUCAUGAAGGAGGGGGAUAACAUGUGCUACUAUUGGGACGAAAUCUUGAUGUGGGAAUUUUUUGGUUUAAGAUCAGCCCUAGACCUCUUUUAUGCAAUGGACAUUGUCAUCUUCUGGCGUCAGCGGAAUGGUAAUAAUGCUAAGGCAUUUCGGGCCUCCUCAGAAAAAAGGGAAACAACAGUUAAGGGAACCAUCCUUAAGCUGUUACCCUUUCUACCUCGUGCGUAUGUUGCUCUUCCCUUUCCGCAGGCAAUAAUCAUUGCUGGACGAUAUUCAAGCUUUAAUAGUUCUUUUCUUCUAAUGUUCUUCGCUCCUAUCCAAUAUAUACUACGGGUUUAUCGCACGUACGGACUUCUCAAGCGGUGUCCUGACAUAGAAACUGGAAUAGGAAGAUGGCUUAAAGCAAUAUUGGAUUUUCUUCCCUUCGUGCUUGCUGCUCAUCUAUUCGGAGCCUUGUGGUACAAUCUUUCUCUUCAACGAGAGCUGGAUUGUUGGACGCUUGCCUGUCGAGACAAAGAGGUGGGAUGUGAUAUUUCUGAAACAGGUUAUUAUUUCUACUGUGGUACCGCCGAUGAGAUGGCCACGAAUCUCAAUACCACGCAUAUAAUCGCAUCAUGCCCUUUAAAUCCACCAGAUCCAACCAUCUUCGAUUUUGGUAUAUUUCUCUACGGUAUUCAGUCUAACAUGACAAGGUCAACGGAUCUUCCACCAAAGUUGUUUCAAUGUUUUUGGUGGGGGUUACGAAAUCUGAGUUCUAUUGGUUCAAACCUCCCGACCAGUAUCUAUAUGGUGGAAAUCUGUUUUACGAUUUUGGUAUCUAUAAGUGGCAUAGUCCUAUUCUUAAUAUAUCUCAAUACGAGGGUACAGAUGUCACAACAAAGAUCAGAUCAGCAUAAAUUAUUGAUUCGAAAGAAACAGAUGAUGGAUCCAGAUAUAAACGCAUGGUUGUAUAAAAUCGGCCUUUAUAAUAAGAAUUUGCAGAUGCGCAUCAUGAAAAACGUACACCAAAAACUUGAAGAAAACAAAGAAGUUGAUACGGAGAAUAUUCUCUCUCUUCUUCCCAUUAUACACCAAAGAUGUAUCAUGUGCCUUCUCAGCUGGAAAUCACUUAAAAGAGUGCCAAUGCUGGAAAAUAUGAAUAAAAAUGUGUUGAAAGAAAUAUGUGAGCAUCUUAAGAUAGUGAAGUACAGUGAAGACAACUAUAUUGUUCGAGAGGGAGAACCACUUGAUAAAAUGCUCUUCAUCACCCAAGGCACCGCAUGGUCAUACCCAACCAGCGCAACUGGUUCCUCAGCAAUUAAGUGUCUUGUGGAAGGUGAUUUCUAUGGAGAAGAGCUUCUAAAUUGGGCAUCAAAAUUGAACUCUUUUUCUGAAUUUCCCUACUCAACCAGAAUUGUCAAGGCUCAUACGAAAGUUGAAGCAUUUGCCAUCAAAGCCAACAGCUUGAACAUUGUUGUAUCCAAAUUUUGGUGGCAUUUUAGCAAGAGGCUUGAUCACAUAGAGGACUCUCAGUUGGAGAGGUGGCAAAGUUUGGCAGCUUCUUCCAUGCAAGCAAAAUGGCGCCGCCGCAUGCAAGGCCGAGCUAUGGGCGUACCUGGGAAAAAAAAUAUUAGCCUAAAAAGUAUCUUAUGUUGUAUCAACGUCAAAAACACAUAUGAUCUCAUGCUAUGAAUUUCAUUAUGACCAGUCACAGAAAGUAAGUUCAUGGAUGAUCGAUAUAAGAAUGUAUAUUCUACUUUUAAUUUUGCUUUUGGUAUGUGAUUUUACAUGCAUUUCUUUGGAAAUCAUAUGCUUCAAAAAGUUAAAUGUGUU